AUGUCACGUGGCAAAGGGUCCUCUCUGGGAGCUAAGUCCUCCGCAACCUCGUCGGGUUUUUCCGACGGCGCACACAGUCAACGCUCAUCCGCUGUGUGCGCCGUUUGCCUCGGGCGUCACAAUCACCCAUUCGUCGACUGUUCUGUCGAUCGCAUCUGGGACAAUUCCCACAAGACCGUCGCGAAACGCACCAAUCGUCAACUGCUCCUCCGCAGCAACGACAAGCCACUCUGCCUCGAUUGGCAACGAGGACGUGGGUGUUCUACACGUUCCCACGACGAACGACACCUGUGCGCUGGAUGCCUCUCUGUCACCCACGGCGCUCAGUAUUGCCCUCGCACACAGGCGGUCUCACCCAGUCUGCCCUUAUAA
Suillus clintonianus is the source of this 372-nucleotide messenger RNA. RefSeq lists its product as uncharacterized. The transcript has a single exon. The coding region runs from base 1 to 372 and encodes 123 amino acids. The record is from RefSeq and is a predicted model, not a curated record. Lineage: Eukaryota; Fungi; Basidiomycota; Agaricomycetes; Boletales; Suillaceae.